This is a messenger RNA of Xyrauchen texanus (razorback sucker), 4069 nucleotides long. RefSeq names its product protein SOGA3-like. Bases 342 to 3482 code for a protein of 1046 amino acids. The record is from RefSeq and is a predicted model, not a curated record. NCBI's taxonomy places the organism in Eukaryota, Metazoa, Chordata, Actinopteri, Cypriniformes, Catostomidae. Gene Ontology annotation, biological process: regulation of autophagy. The transcript is spliced from 7 exons.
GGCUGAUGGUUAACCCCAAUCCGCAUAUUAGCGCGUUUAAUGCAGGAUACAAUAGUGCAGGCUGAUGAUCUGUUACCAAAAAUGAUGCCGUUUAGUUAAGAGGAUAGUGUCGUGUGUGUUCAAGGUAAAGAUCGGCGCCUCCAGAGACUGCCAGACUGACCUUGUCUUCCUUUUUGACAUGGAAAGAACAAAUGCGUCCGGCUCAAAGUGGGCAGCCGGUACUGCGGAGGAGAUGGGAGACAUGGCUGGCUUCGGAUAAUAAUAAGUGCGUGUUAUGUGGGGACUGCACAUGCAAAUCGUUUAAAAAGAGGCCAUUAUUCGUGUUUAGGUGUGACUGAAAGAUGUGGAAUUCUUUUGGAAAUGGAUCAAGCGGCUAUGUAAGCAAGGCGCAAGGCUGGGAGUUCGUCCCGUGCUCUCGUUUGGAAAGGGGCGGUAAGAGAGUCCAGAGUCCCGCCCGGGUUCGGUCGUUCCCCAGCAACCUUCUCGAGCAGCUUCCCCCUGGACCUGCUGUCGCUGCAUCCGAUGCAGCUUGCGGACAAACUCCCUAUCAGGAGCUGCAAAGUCAACACACGCGUCUAAAAAAUACAUUUGAGGAAUUGAAAAGGCGCCACGAGCGGGAGAAAGAGGAGUGCAGGAUGGAGAAGGAAAUGCUUUUGAGACAAGUUGCUGAGAUACAAGGUGGGGAGAACAGAAGGAUACUGUUGGAUCUGAGGUCAGUUUUAGAAGAGGUUCAGACAGGGGCGAAGCGUGAAGAAAGUAAACGGAGCGAGCUGGAGCUGCAGUACAUGAAGGAUCGAGGCGCUUGGGAACUGGAACGGGCAGAGCUGAAGAGUCGCAUAACUCAGCUAGAAGCCAAGGGGUGUAAAGUUGUAGUGGAGGCUGUGCGGAGUUCAGAACUAGGGGGCACUCUGAAGCGGGAAAGGGAGGAACAGAAGAGGCUGCUGGCAGACACACACAGUGCAGCCAUGGACCUGCGCUGCAGGCUGGACAACAGCGAGAGGGGUUGGGUGAAGGACAAAUCUGAGCUGCUGGAACACUUUGACUCUGAGAGGAAGGAGUGGGAAAAUCAGCUCAUGGAUAUGCAGCGGAAGAUUGAGGAGUUAUACGAUGAAGUGAAGGCCCAACAUGAGGGAGGUGCUUUCCGACCAAACACUGAUCCACAUUACAGUGCCCUGAGGCUCAGCUCAUGUUCUGGCAGCACUUUGUCUAGUGCACGGACUUACCCCUCAGAUGCUCAUAGCGAUGAAUAUUCUGAAGCCCUAACCCAGCAAAGCAUCAACUUCCCAAGUCAACGUAGUCACAACUCAAGUGAAUUUAUUGACCAGUGCAGCAACAAUGAACUAUUAAAUAAGCAAUGUGCUGGGAAAUAUGAGCUUGUUGAACAACAGGCAGUAGACACUGCAGAGCUGGAAGAAUUCCUUGAAAGCUUUUUGACAACGAAAAUGGAGAACAAGUCCUGCUUCACUGGACAAGAUGAUCUCCUGAACCCUUUCAAAGGAUUUCAGAGCAUGGAUAUAAACUGUGGAAGUGACAAAAAUAAGAAAAAUACUGCCCUUAAUGCGGCACUUAAGGAAAUUGCCAGUGUGAGUGAGGAGCUGUGUAGCUACCAGGAUGAGAUGAAGAAGUGGCCUGAUAUUAAGAGAAGCCGAACUGAGUCAGUAUUUUUUCCAGGAAAGGCUGAGAUGGUGGAGAAGGUAAAGGACAUAUUGGAACUGGAUGACACAGCCAUCCAACUGAAAAACUUGAGUGAAGACCUUAAAUCACUUGAUGAGCAAUAUUGGAUGGACUGGGAAGGUUUUAACAAGACAGCAAAUCAAAUUAAAAGUGAUGAUAAGGCAUUAGCGAAUAGGAGACAAGCCCCACCCAUCCCAGCCCGCAGUACAUCUUGGUACCUAAGCAGUCCGUCUGCAGAAUUAGAGUCCAGUGGUACAGAAGGCCACACAUCCGGAGGGUGUCAAUGGCCAGGAACCUAUCUGGACAGGAAAAACUACAGCCCUGCAAUUGUUCAAAAAUUUGAGGCAAUGCUCCAAGAGAAUGAAGGGAAGAUUCUGGACACUGGGAAUGUAGUCUGCACUGUGCCUGCCAAUUUCAAGUGCAAUGUUAGCAGUUGCCAGAGCCGAUGGUCCUGUGAUGGAAGUAGAUUUAUUAGCAACAAGUUAUCCAAGUAUGUACCAGUUAAGAGAAGUCUCUCUAACAUUGACAUUGCAGCUGCAGAGCGCAUUAUAAAUCAAAUAGAUUCAGAGAACAAUUCUGGUAAUCUCAAGGGUGCAGCUCAUCCCAUGAACAUCACCCACUUGCCUAAAGACUGUGUUACAUCACUGGACAUUGUUUCACCAUGUGCCAGUGCUUCGGCUACUCACAGAAAUGAGAGACUUGAGCAUAAAACUGCGCAGUUCAACCGUACGCUCUUCCAGGCAGGAAUGGGUCUUCGGUGUGAUGAGAACAAGUCUAUGAAUGUAUCCAAUGAUUGGAGUCCAAGACAACCACUGUACAUAUCAAAGGACAUUUGCCCAGACAGUCCAUCAAUGUAUGCUCAGGACAAUUUGAAAGAUGUGCUCUUGGAUCUUGUGGCACCAUGCCCAAAAGGGGAAUUUGUAGAGAUGAACCCUCGCAAAUCACCACAGUUUAAGAGAGAAACAAAGGACAUUGUCACUAAGUUUUCAUCUCUACAUCAGGAUGCUAGUCUACAAGAAUUACCAUUAGGUACAUUUCCUGUAUCAGAUCAUACAGGUAGUAAGAACAUGGAUUUAAUCUCGAUGCAAGACAAAAAAGUUAAGCCUUUAUGGACUGAACACAGCCUGCCAUCCCCAAUUGCCCAGUUUGGCCCAAGUACAAAACACUUUGAAUUGAGUGUUACACCACCAGAGCUGAAGAUCCAUAAAGAAAGUCCCAGCAAAUUUGGGGAUUUUGGUACAGACCAACAUCAAGUAGACACUAAAUCGAAACAGCCCAAAAAGGCAAAGCAGGACACGAGUAACCCCAGGUCUCGGAUUCUAGAUGAAAAUCCAUGGAAACCGUCCACACUCGCUGCCUAUCCUCGGCCUUUGGAGUCUAGGUCCAACUAUGGAGCUAUUGAGAGGAUUCUAAAAAGUUAUGAGGAUAUGGAUAGAUCUCAGGAGCAGCAGCAACCACAGUCCAGUCCAGGAAAAGAGGAAAACCUCAUGGACCUCUUGGAAAUGUUGGAUAUCCGACAUGAGUCCAGAUCCAGUCAGAGACUAACACACACAUCACACCACCAGCUCAUAGCCCACGAAGAGACACAUGUAACGGUGCAGCAAAGCAAAGAGUCCGCUGUAACUCCCAAGAAGAGCUUUUCACGACCUGCAUGCCCUGCAAAAAGACGUUUGCCCUCCCGUUGGGCUAGCCGUUCAUCCACCUCAUCUGCAUCUUCUCCCUCACCCCCACCAACAAGACCACCCACAGUCUUCACCCAGCCACAAACUCUUACCUACUCCACCUUCCACACAGAGACAGUGAUCUAACAGGAGUGAGCCUUCGGGAAAGCAUGCAGACAGAUAGAGUCCGAUGCCUCUACAGCUCCGAAUGUUGUCAUCUUGUUCUUGCCUGAUUACUUGAGUAAAUACCAACGAUGACUGUUAGUUCAACAUAUUCAUGUUUUCUUUACAUUUUUGUAGCCAUAAAAUGCAACUGCCUUUUUCAUAAUUUUUUUUUCACAAGUUCCGAGACACUUACAAAUUUGACCUACAAGUUUACAAUUAAUGUGUUGUUUUCUGGUUUCAUAAACCAGUUUUGAUCUGUUUUCAUUGUUUUAUAACUGCCAAUGCAAGCCUGUUAAUAUGUGUGAGAUCUGAUGUCUGUGAUUAAGUAUAGCAAAGCACUGUAGUGCUGCCUAUUUCACAUGAAACUGUUUGUUAUACUUUGACCAACAUUAACCCAAAUGUUUGUCUUGUCAUUUUGACUGGUGUUAUUACAGAAACAUAUGGAUUCUAAAGUCAGUUUAACUGAUUAUCUGAUGUAGGACAUAUCAUUUAGAUUAUGCCUUCGCAGACCUUUUUAUUGAUUAAUAUCUCAAAUGAAUCUGUAUUUAGCAUUUAUAUGAAUAAAUGAA